AUGGGUUUCAAUCAUGCGGAUAAUAAGGGCCCAACGAGAGCGUCCCCACCUGAGACAUCUGGCAAAGGUUCGGAAGGGUUCGUGCAAGAGCCUGUCGCUGUCAUUGGGCUUGCUUGCCGACUUCCAGGGAGAAAUACAUCACCACGAACGUUAUGGAAUUUCCUCGAAAGAGGGAAUGUUGCGAGUAACAGCGUCCCCGAGUCUCGUUUCAAUCUUAAAGGACACUAUGACGGCUCAAAGAAGCCAGGUACGAUGAGGCCGCCUGGCGGAAUGUUCUUGGAAGAUGUGGAUUUGGAAACUUUUGAUGCAUCCUUCUUCGAGAUCUCGAGGGCUGAAGCGGUUUCUAUGGAUCCAAAUCAGCGCCAGCUUCUUGAAGUCAUUUAUGAAGGACUUGAAAAUGCUGGCGUUUCUUUGGAAUCGAUCGACGGAGCUCCGGUUGGCUGCUUUAUCGGGUCCUUUGCUGCAGACUAUCAUGAUAUGCAAGGCAGAGAUCCUGAAGAUAGGCCACCUUCGAUCGAGGUGGGAAUUGGGAGAGCAAUACUGAGCAACCGGAUAAGCCAUUUCUUGAAUAUCAAAGGCCCAAGUGUUACGGUCGAUAGUGCUUGCUCUGGCAGCCUUGUUGGGGUGGAUAUGGCAUGCAGAUAUCUUCAAACAGGGGAGAUAUCGUCAGCCAUUGUAGCAGCAAGCAAUCUAUACCUCAGCCCGGAGCAUGUCAUGGACACCGGUCCGAUCGGAAUGGCACAUUCGCCAAGCGGAAGAUGCCACACCUUCGACGCAAAAGCGGACGGGUAUAUCAAGGCCGAAGCUGUUAACGCUAUCAUCUUGAAACGUCUUGAUGAUGCUAUACAAGACCGGGAUCCUAUCAGAGCUGUCAUCCGAGGUUCAUCAACCAACAGCGAUGGUAGAACGCCUGGUAUAGCAUCACCAAAUCCAGCCGCUCAGGCCGCGGCGGUAAAAUCUGCGUAUUCUAACGCAGGCAUUGAGAGCUUUGAAGCUACGUCAUAUCUAGAAUGCCACGGUACAGGCACUCCGGCAGGUGAUGUAUUGGAGACUCAGGGUGUUUCAGCAGUGUUUGCUGGUGGCCGGUCAGCAUCUGCACCCUUGAUAGUCGGAUCGAUCAAGAGCAACCUCGGACAUUCAGAGCCAGCAGCCGGAUUGAGCGGAGUAUUCAAGGCAAUACUUGCAAUCGAGAACGGGAUUAUCCCUGGAAACCCUACCUUCGAAACACCAAAUCCGAAAAUCAAUUUCGAGGAGCUGAGAAUCCGUGCCAGUCGCACUGCGAUUCCCUGGCCAAAAUCUGACUUUCGCCGCGCGAGCGUAAAUUCUUUUGGGUAUGGGGGCACCAACUCGCACGUCAUCCUUGACGAGCUCAAGACGCUCCGGCCAGAGCAGAAUGCCAACCACGUCUCGUCCUAUUUGUCGCAGGACGACGAUAUUUAUGAUGAGGAAGUGUCAGCUCGGCCAUAUACUCUCGUAUUCUCAGCAAAUGACGCAGCUUCGCUGCAAGCAUAUGUUGCUACACUAGACCAGCACGUCAGCAGUCUUGACGUGAAGGUGAAGCCAAGAGAUUUGGCCUACACCUUGUCCGAGAGACGUAGCCACCACUUCUACCGGGGUUAUAUUGUGGCUCAUGGCAAUGAGAUCGACUCGAAGACCAUGGUAAGUGGCAAGAAAUCCGGUGAAAAGCCUCGAAUUGGUUUUGUUUUCACGGGACAAGGAGCUCAGUGGUCGCAAAUGGGUAAAGCUGUUGUUGACACGCUCCCUUCUGCCAAGCCGCUGCUGGAAAAACUUGAUGCCGCCUUACGGCAGUUGCCCAACCCGCCCUCUUGGUCUUUGCUUGGCGAGCUAACCGAGUCGCGCCCUAGCGAGCACCUCCGUCUGCCAGAAUUCUCCCAGCCAUUGGUCACAGCAUUGCAGCUCGUCCUUCUCGAUGUACUCCGACGCUGGGGCGUCGAUCCUCAGAGCGUUGUCGGCCACUCUUCAGGUGAGAUUGCCGCCGCGUGCGCCGCAGGUUAUCUUAGCGAGGAAGAUGCCAUCAAGGCUGCGUUCUACCGCGGCCAGUCUGCGAAGAACUGCAGGCACGAGGGCGAGAAAACGCUCGGUAUGCUGGCCGUUGGAUUGGGGCCAGAUUCCGUCAAGGAGUACUUGGUCGAUGUCCAGGAAAAAGUUCAGAUUGCCUGUUACAACAGCCCAAAAAGCGUCACGUUAUCAGGUGCGGCUGACGCUCUCGAGAUCGUCAAAGGAAAGCUUGUCAAGCACGGCCACUUCGCCCGAAUGCUGCUAGUGGAUCUGGCCUAUCACUCCAACUUCAUGUCUGAAAUUGGGGAAGACUAUGAAACAUUGCUGCAACAAAAUUUCAAGCCUCUGGACGCGAAGAGAGGGAGUGUAGACAUGUUCUCCUCCGUUCUGGGACAGAAAAUGUCAGGGUUAACGGAUGCCAAAUAUUGGAGAUCUAACAUGGAAUCCCCUGUGAGAUUCGAGGAAGCUUGCCGGGAAAUGCUAUCAGGCCGCACCGGUGCUGACUACCUAAUCGAGAUUGGUCCAAGUGGUGCGCUUGCUGGUCCUGUUUCACAAAUCAAAAAUAUCAUGGGAGCAGACGGUUUGAAGGUGCAGUACUGCGCUACUUUGAGCCGUGGUGCCGAUUCGAUCAACUCCUUAUUCGACAUGGCCGGCAAGCUCUUCAUUUCCGGAGCCAGCAUUGCCCUCUCAGAAGUCAAUAAUGAUCAAGAUUCGAGCUUGUCUUUGCCCUCUGUGAUUGUGGACCUGCCAAAUUAUGUUUGGAACCAUAACAAUAAGUACUGGCACGAGAGCCAAGCCAGCAAAGACUGGAGAUUCCGUCAGUUCCCUGAACAUGACCUCCUCGGCUCUAAGAUAUUAGCAACCCCUUGGCAUGCCCCAGCCUUUAGGAAGACGCUCCUGCUUGAACGCCUUCCUUGGUUGAAGGAUCAUAGAAUGGGAACAGACAUCAUUUUCCCUGCCUCUGGCUAUAUCUCCAUGGCGAUGGAGGCUUUGUAUCAGACCAGCACAGCGCAAGGAAUCCAUGUGGAUAAGCCAUCUGCUGCAUUUUUGCAAUACCGCCUUCGGAGCGUCAAGUUUGAAAAAGCUCUUGUUCUUGAGGAAGGCACGGAGUCGAAAGUGGUGCUGUCAUUGAAUCCUCUGGCAGGAACCAAGAAUACUUGGUAUGAGUUCCAGGUGUCAUCGUCGAAUGAUGGGAUAUCCAUGACGCAUUGCACAGGACUAAUCCGCACCGAAGAUGUCAAUGUGAAGAUCGCUCCGAGAGAAGAUCUAGCUCAGCUCAAAUAUCCCACACCUGCUCACCUGUGGUACAAAGCCCAGACCGAAGUUGGCUACGGUUUCGGUCCAGGAUUUCAAAAACAGUUGUUCGUUGAGACUGUUGCUGGACAGAGGGAGAGCAGAUCUAUAACAUCGCUGACCGAACCUGAGUCUGCCCACUCGCCUCAAUCGUUGUACCCAAUGCAUCCUGCAUGCAUUGAUGGCUGUUUUCAAACUGUCACACCCUCCCUCUGGGCUGGUGAGAGAGCCACCAUAAAUGCCGUGCUGGUUCCUGCCACGCUCGAUAACUUGGUGGUGUACCCGAAGGUUUCUGGUGUUGAGGAAGGUCUUUCUCUUGCUAGAUCCCAGUACACUGGACGUGGAAGAAGGGAGGAAGCGAAAAGCUUCUUCUCUGAUUGCUCAGUCUUCGAUCAAGCUAGCGGUAAGAUCAUGCUCAAGAUGAACGGACUUCGAUACUAUAAGCUGGAUAUGGGCAGCGACAUGCACGAUAGGCACACAUACAACCGCACCAUUUGGCGACCCGAUAUUACCUUCCUUUCACAGGACCAGCUCUAUUCGCUCGCGCACAGGGACAGCUCCCGGGGAAUUCAGCACCUCAUUGAUCUCAUCGCCCACAAGAAGCCUGCUCUUAAAGUUCUGGAAGCGUCAUGCUUAGCUGAAGACUCUACAAGCUUGUGGUUCUCAAGCGAAACUAGUGUCAUCCGUUCAGGAGUCGCUCAAUACUCAUAUGUAUCAUCUGAUGCGAAAGCCCUAUUAAGCGCAAAGGAGGACUACGACGUGAUGAAGCGGACCUCGUUUCACCUUACUGAUAUAUUGAGGCCAGGAUCUUCUUUGCCGGAGAUAGACUACGACCUCGCCAUCGUGAAAGUUUCAGAUCUGAACGAAGAAACUGUGACCAAGGUUGCAGCCUCUAUACGCGCUGGCAUGUCCGACGAUGCUUUUGUUGUGUUCUUGGAGCAACAAACGGAAGCCGCCACGCCAGUCUCUGAAAGUGACAGCGACUCAAGUACGGUUUUCGUCCAUGGGCAUGAGUUGGCAACAAAGACUACCGAGAAUACUAGAAUGGCCUGUGAGGAUCAUGCGAUUGUCUCCUCUAUUGCAAACUGCGGUUACAGCAACGUUCUUCGAGCACCUCAGAGCUGGGCACCCAAGGCCUACAUGGGGAAAGUUGUUAACCAAACAAUAGAUACUGCUACCGCUAAGAGGGUCAGCGUUAUGCAUCUAUCUGAUCAUAGUCGCCUAAGCGAUGGUCUUAAGACCAUUCUUGAGCAAUCAGAUUGGCAGCUUACCGAACACUUCCACCCAUACUCUCACGUACAAGCUAAGAGUAUUGUACUGGUUAUUGAUGAGACGAUUUCUCCUGUGCUCAAUUCCAUAUCCGAAUCUCGGUGGGAUGGACUUCGUCGCAUUAUCUCGCAACGAAACCGAAUUCUAUGGGUUACUGAGGGUUCUCAGAUGGAGGCUACUAAGCCGGACAAUGCUCUGGUCCACGGUCUCUUCCGCACAAUUCGAGCUGAAGAUAGGGCUGCCGAUCUCGUUACACUCGACGUCGAAUACAGUGAGAGUCCAUCCACAUAUCUCGCCAUUGAGCGAGUCCUUCGCUUGUUCCUGAAGUCACCAUCCAAAACUCAGAUUGAAAGCGAAUUUGUCGAAAGGGGUAGCAUCAUUCACGUCAAUCGAGUGGUCCCAGACGAGCCCAUCAACACAGCUAAGAACAAUGAAAAACUAGGUGGCCCUCCUGUUGCUCGCUCGUUACAAGACAUUGAUGGCGUGGCCAUGUUGCGAGCGGAGCGUCUGGGCACUUUGGAUUCGCUCUGCUACUCGGAAAUGUCAUCUGAAGAACUACCAAUCCUCGAGAACCACAUCGAAGUAGACAUCAAAGCAGCAGGUCUGAACUUCAAGGACGUUGCAGUUACUAUGGGAAUCGUUCCCGAAAACGAGCAUCUACUAGGUCUUGAGGGAUCUGGUGUUGUCCGCCGAGUUGGAAAAGGAGCAGAAAGAUUUCGCGUCGGUGAUCGAGUGGCAUUAUUGAAGAAUGGCACGUUUGCAAACAGGAUUCAAUGUCCUGUCGAUCGCGCUCACCACAUUCCUGCUGACAUGAGCUUCAAAGAUGCUGCUACUAUCCCUCUGGUAUACCUUACCUCCAUGUACUCACUAUUCGACGUUGGUGGGCUGUCAAAGGGCCAUUCGGUGCUGAUACACUCCGCAGCUGGAGGGGUUGGCCUUUCGUGCAUCCAGCUGGCGCAGUGGAUUGGUGCAGAAAUUUAUGUCACCGUUGGAACCGAAGACAAGCGCCAGUUCUUGCACGAGAACUUCAAAAUCCCCUUUGAGCGAAUGUUCUCCUCACGCACCACAGAGUUCGCGCCAAAGAUCAUGGCGGCCACGGAGGGCAGAGGCAUUGACGUGAUCAUUAACUCACUAACAGGCGAACUCCUGGAUGAAUCAUGGAGAAUUUGUGCUGACGGCGGUAACAUGGUGGAGAUUGGAAAGAAGGACAUUGUUGACCGAAACUUUCUCUCCAUGGAACCUUUCGACAGGAACUGCUCGUUCCGUGCUGUCGAUUUCUCGUUCAGCAAGCAAAUCAAGGACUCCCUCAUUGCAAGCUUGCUAGAACGUACAUUCAAGCUCGUCUCCGAGGGCCAUCUAAAAGCCAUCCACCCCGUCACAACCUACUCGUUUAGCCAGGUACCUGCAGCCUUCGCUUUCAUGCGAAGUGGACGACACAUUGGAAAAAUUGUCAUCACUGACGAGGAAGAUACCAAGGUACCAGUUCAGGUCCGACCGCCACCUCGAGCAGUCUCUUUUGAGGAUCAUGCAUCGUACGUGAUUGUUGGUGGCCUCAAAGGUCUCUGUGGCAGUCUCGCGAUUUAUCUUGCGAAGCACGGUGCGAAGAACAUCGUUGCGAUGUCAAGAAGCGGUUGUUCUGAUGAGCGAUCUCGAAAUGUCAUCGUCAACUGCAAUGCGCUGGGUUGUGAAGUACAAGAGGCCGCGGCUGAUGUGAGUAGUCUCUCGGACGUCAAGAAGGCAUUCCAGAGCGCCAAGUAUCCAAUCGCCGGUAUAAUUCAAGGUGCAAUGGUGCUCAAGGACAAACCAUAUGAGAUGAUGACCGUCUCUGACUACCACACCACCUUAUCCAGCAAGGUUGCAGGGACUUGGAAUCUUCACCAUGCAUCCCUCGAUCUCAAAAAGCCUCUGAGGUUCUUCACUCUGCUGUCAUCUGUUAGUGGUGUGAUUGGACAAAAGGGACAAGCGAAUUAUUCAGCCGCAAAUGUCUUCCUCGAUGCAUUCUCCUCUUACCGCCUCGCCCAGGGCCUCCCAGCACACAGCGUUGAUCUUGGCGUUAUCGAAGAUGUCGGCUACGUGGCCGAGCAGGGCGGUAUGCAGAAGCACUUCGACGACCGCCAAUGGAUCGGCAUCAACGAGUAUGUCCUGCACAAGAUCCUCGGCCUCAGCGUUCUACAGCAGACCGCCCCGAUCAAGCACGCCUCUGCAUCACAGCUCAUCACCGGCAUUCUGGUUCCUCAGCCCGCCGACUCCGAGCUCGCAUACGAUGCGCGAUUUUCGGCACUGUUCCAUUCCAACGCCGACGGGCAAGAGCUUGGAUCUACGGCAAGCAGCGCGGAGAAAGAUGUGCAGGCGCUUCUGCUCCUUCGCGGCUCCGGGGCCGAGCCAGCGGCCAUGCUUGGUGCGGCUGCGGUCGCCGUCGGGUCGAAGUUUGAGCGCACACUACGCCUCCCGGAACCCAUGGAGCCCGGUAAAAGCUUAUCGACGUACGGCUUGGAUUCAUUGUCUGCGGUUGAGCUCCGGAACUGGAUUCGUAUGGAACUCGGUGUCGAGGUGACGGUGUUGGAAAUCACGAGCGCGAAUAGCUUGACGGCGCUGUGCGAGAAGAUUGUGGCCAAGAUGCAAGCUUAG
Endocarpon pusillum Z07020 is the source of this 7209-nucleotide messenger RNA. RefSeq lists its product as uncharacterized. The record is from RefSeq and is a predicted model, not a curated record. The transcript is spliced from 7 exons. NCBI's taxonomy places the organism in Eukaryota, Fungi, Ascomycota, Eurotiomycetes, Verrucariales, Verrucariaceae. Bases 1 to 7209 code for a protein of 2402 amino acids. Gene Ontology annotation, biological process: fatty acid biosynthetic process; secondary metabolite biosynthetic process. Gene Ontology annotation, molecular function: phosphopantetheine binding; fatty acid synthase activity; oxidoreductase activity.